AUGUUAAGUGAUUCAUCUUUCUUCCAAUCUAAAACACUCCUUCAUUACUCUGAUAAUAGUAAUGAAAUUGUUGACACCAUUGAAAUAGAAACUAUGAAAAAAAGAUGCAUUGGAACAAAAUUUGAAAAAAUAAAUUGGAACAAUAGUAUUAUUGAAAUACCUUCUCCAAAAAUUCCAGGUAAAUAUUUUAUUAAAUAUAUGAGAAAUAUCCCAAUUCAUUUUCAAUGGUUUACUCAACAAAAACAAAUAGAUUUAUUUUUUGAAAUUUUAAAGUUUGGAGUAAACUUAGAAGAGGCUAUUAAUUAUACUAAAAUUGAAAAUGAUAUAUUAAAAAUAAUAACUACUAUUGAUUUAGGUAUUUUAAUUGAUGCUGAUAGAACUAAAUCUUGUGAAAAUUUAUUAAUUUCAGCUGUAGGUUUACAAGACCAAAAUAAAGUUACUCGAUUUUAUUAUAAUGAAACUACUUUUUUAAAUGCAUUUGUUGCUGGUAAUGUUGAUGAAUAUUCAUUAGAUAAAAGAAAAGCAAUGAACAUUAUUCCAACACAUCUUGGAAAACAAUUUGUUAAUCGUAAUAUGCCUCAAAUGGUUGCUGCUAUUAUAAGAAAAGGUAAAACAUCAUUAGGAGAUAAAAUGUUUGAAUUAUUUCAAGAGUAUACAAACAUUUCUAUUGAAUUAUUUAUUAAGAAUGUCCAAAUGUUAGGAGAACGCUGGAAAAAUGAAGGAAAUACUGAAUUAGCAUCAUUAGCUCUAAGAUAUUGUGGUUUAUCUCAUUCAAAUCCAACAACGUCAGUAUCUUCUGAUUUUAAUUCUUUAACAAAUAUUGAUACUGAAUUAUUAAAACGAUGGACUGGAAUGAGGAAUUUUAGAAUUAUAUUUGAGAAAACUAUUGGAGAUAUUGAUUUAGUUCAAUUUAACCAAGCAAUUUGUGGAAGAAAAAAUAUGAUGAUUAUUGUUUUUGCAGAAGAUGGUAGUGUUUUUGGUUCAUAUUCAUCAAUUGAUAUUCCUCAACCACUUAACUGGAUUAAGAAAGAUGCUGGUCAUUUUAUAUUUACAUUAAUUAAUCACCAAAGUGUUCAACCAACUCGGUUCUAUCCAUUAAAAUUAGGAAAUUCUGUUUAUAUUUUCCAAAACGAUUAUAUGAUUUCUGUUAUUGCUAUUCAAGGUGCUUUUAAAAUCAACUUACGUUCAGAAUCAAACUUUUCUUCUCGUUUUAGUAAUUAUUAUAAUGAUUCUGUUGGACAAGGUUCUUCUAUUUUUGUUAAAAAUCCAGAAAAAUUCAUUGUAAAAUCAUUGAUGGUUCUUGAAUUUUAUUAA
Entamoeba dispar SAW760 is the source of this 1314-nucleotide messenger RNA. RefSeq lists its product as uncharacterized. The record is from RefSeq and is a predicted model, not a curated record. The transcript has a single exon. NCBI's taxonomy places the organism in Eukaryota, Evosea, Mastigamoebida, Endamoebidae. Bases 1 to 1314 code for a protein of 437 amino acids.